Messenger RNA from Drosophila santomea, 1158 nucleotides. RefSeq lists its product as uncharacterized. The transcript has 2 exons. The coding region runs from base 479 to 952 and encodes 157 amino acids. The record is from RefSeq and is a predicted model, not a curated record. NCBI's taxonomy places the organism in Eukaryota, Metazoa, Arthropoda, Insecta, Diptera, Drosophilidae.
ACCUAAACUGUUUAUAUUAUUCAUUUCACUGUUGAAACACCCGCUUUUUGAUCUUGAGGCACUCAUUAUUUAACUAAUCUUAAGGGUUUUUGUCUUGAUUUUUAUUUAAAUAAAGCGUAAGAACUUUGGAACCUCAUUUUUUAAUCAUGUAGCCUAUUUGUUUGUUUUGCGAGUUGUCACAACGUUCCUGAUAUAAAACUCGAAAAUAGGUAUUUUUCAGAAUUUUCCAAGAAUUGUCUUUUGAGCCAUCUGCCUUCCAAAGGACUUGCACCUGGCUUAUUAGGGUUAGCAAGAUUAGCGGCCGAAUAGGCUGAAUAACGCUAGGAUCAAUAAAAUUCGCGAUAUAUCUGCUUAAGUAGGAUCCUACCUGGCUUUUGCCUAAGGUUACUUAUUAGGGCAACUGGGAUUACCGGCCAAUUGGUAGGUAGAGCGCAAAGGACGGGCGGUCCAUAAACAGUUCCUUCUCGACAGUCCAAUCAUGAAGUACCGCAUGUUGAACAAACGCAAGCAGGCGACUCCCUCGCCAGUGAGACAAUCCGACACAGAAGACGUGUCCAUGGCCAACCACAGUGCUUUGGAACUGGAGGCAGCAGCAGCACUCUUGUUGCUCCGCUACCAAUAUGAUCGGCAAGUGUGCAACAACAUUAUAUCCUACACGGAGUCCUGUUCUCCGACUCCACCGCCGGCAGUUGCCGAUAACACGACGCCAAGGGAUCAGACUGUUCGUCCUCCAGUCGCCAGCCAGCCGUUGAAGAAACGCUCCAUACCAUCGCACCUACUCAGGAGAUCCCUGACACCGGCCAAAUCCGAGACUUCGGUGAGCAACAAGUCGAUAGUCAAGGCCAAAACAAGGACUCCAAUUCCCAGUAAAGAGCGCAACUGCAACAGGUCCUUGCUCAAGUCCUGCAGAAAUAUGAUUCGCGAGUUUUUGGACAAUCAGGAGCUUAUCUAAACAAAGUUAAACUACGUAUCCUAUUCUACAUUUUUAAAUUUAAUCAAAUCAAGAUUUUAGAAAUCUUCGCUAAAAACGCCACAGUGAAUUGCACGAUUGCAGAAAAGAACAAUCAAUGAAUUUUUAAAAACGAUGUAGCCCAGUAAAUAAAAAUCCCACUUAAGGCCCAAGAAAGAUAAAGCCGAUCCUUGGGAUCUUGGAUUUCA